Molecule: messenger RNA, 6951 nt
Organism: Porites evermanni
Lineage: Eukaryota; Metazoa; Cnidaria; Anthozoa; Scleractinia; Poritidae
Source: the annotation of a GenBank genome assembly
CGCGGCGUAAAACAAGUUGGGAGUCAAAAAAAAUCCGAUAAAAUGGAGGCAGAAUUGACUUGUCCAGUUUGUAAAAAGCCGUUUGUCAGCCCUAUCGUCCUUCCUUGUUCUCACAGCGUUUGCUUGAGUUGUUCGCAAACACUGGUGACCACCGCCAGUGGAGAUCUUCCGACUUCUGGAAAUGGUAGCGAAGAAACACCUUACGUUACUUUGUAUGACGUGAAUACAAACCACUUGUACCAAAGCAUCGGAAAUCUUCCCUGCUUAAGGUGUCCAACGUGUAAAAAGCUCUUUCCUCUUGACAGCCGAGGGGUGAGCAGUUUUCCGCGAAACCACCUCUUGGAAAAUAUUGUCAAUCGCUUUUAUGCAAAAUCUAAUGGAAUUGUUUAUUGUCAACUUUGCGACGAAAACCAACCUUCCCAGGCUAGUGUAAUGUGUGAACAAUGUGAAGUUGCUUAUUGCGAUCGCUGCUGUAAAACCUGUCAUCCUAGCCGUGGACCACUCGCGAAACAUUCCCUUGUCGCCCCUUCGAGGUCAAAAUUACCGCACAAGCCGACAGUUCUUAAAUGCGGGAAUCACAACGAAGAAAACAUAAGCAUGUACUGUGUCUUCUGUCGCGUUCCUGUGUGUUAUGUGUGUUUGGAGCGAGGACAGCACAGCGGACACGAAGUUAAGGCUUUAGGUGCGAUGUUCAAAGAGGAGAAGGUAGGGGAUGCCUAAAAUUUGCAUUUUGUCUUUCCCCUCGGCGAUCUGUCAUUGUACUUAGAAGUGUAUAAAAUAAUUUUUGAUGUACUUAGGGUGCGCACGAAAUUGAUUUUUAAAAACGUUCCAUCGUGUACCCCGUGUUGAUUUCAUUUCUGACCAAAUUAGGCCUCGGUAUGUAAGUCGAUGAUUAAUUCGCUACACUGUAGCUCUUUAUGAAUUUAAUCUUAAAUGUAAGGCAGAGUUGAACUUUUUGCGAGCUAGAUCUUGGCUGGCAUAUGCAAAUAUCGCUUGAUGUGAAUAUUUAAUUAAUGCCCGUGUGAGUGAAAAUUUUGGAAAAUAGAGAUCCCUUGACAUUCUUUUUUUGAAGCAUAAUAUCGUUUUUUAAGGCGUCAUAAAAAGGAAAUGAGAUUAUUUUUUUGUUUUAUUAUUUUUUCCCAAAAAUUUUGAUAUGUAAGAUUAAAAAAAAAAUAAAAAAUGGCUUUCCUUGAAAUACCGUAUGUACCUUUCGUGAUCAUGAUUGUAAGGUCAUAUUCAGAGAAGAAGUGUCUUUUUAGCAGUCUAAUACCAGAAUUAAACUGCCGCAGAAAUUUGAUAUUAAACUUUUUGUAUUCAUAGUGCUCGUUAUACCCUAGGAGCUGGCCAUCUUGAUGUAUCAGAGAUUUCAGUUUUCAUUUUUCUGUUUGAACAGAAUACAAUAUUAUUUGUUAGGAGACACGGUGCAGUACGCUGGUUCUUGCUUGAAGAAAAAACAAAAUCAACGUGUCAAUUUUGUUUUACGUUUUUUUUCAAAACUAAUGAUUUUUACAAAAAAAGCUUAUACUAUCCCAAAAAUCAUUGCUCAAGUUAUUUGGUGUACAAAAUGUAAUUUUUGUGAUAACACUUGCAAAGUUAAUUAUUCAGAGUAGAAGUGUCUUUUUAGCAGUCAAAAUGUAUCGGAUUACAAACUUGCACUGAAAAUUGAUAUGAAUGCUUUGUCAAGGCUUUUAUCCCCUAGAGGGCCAUCUUGAUUGUAUCAGAAAUUUCAGUGUUUAUUUUUCUGCUUGCACAGAAAUAAUUAUAUGGGAGAAGACAUAGUGCAACGAGUCGUGCAUAAAUAAAAUAUAAAUGUUUUCAUUUUAGGGUGUAAAGAAUACUGAUCUAGCUAUUGCAUGUGUUGAAAACAUGAUACAAAAAUAAGGUCUUGACAAUAUUUAACAUCCCUCCAUUUUUAUUGGACCUAAUGUAACAUACUGUUUUUUGCAUAACAACUUCCUGUGAAAAAGAAGAAGAAGAAGAAAAAAACCUGAGCACUGCAAAAACCGGUACAUAGCUGAUUUGAGGCUAAAAUUUGACCAACAGCAGCGCUAAACAUUAUUACUAAAUAAAUGUAGUUUAGUGUAAAUCUCAGUCAGUAAUUGAAAUGUAAUCAUUUCGAUUCAGGGUGAACUUUUGGCAAAUAUGAAGUUACUGGAUGGGAAGAACAGCGAAUUAAGGAACUUCAUCCAACAACUGAAUGGGAAUUGCUCAGUUAUUCAGGUAAAAAUGAUUUACCUAAGGUAAAAAAAUUGUACAGUCUUCUUGCACAGGUAACCCAGGCUUGGAGAGCUUUGUAUCAAACAUUGUACAUGAUUGUACUUUGAGCACCAUAUGCUUUUCUGUGCCAAGUAAAUAAGUAUGGUUUAUAUAUAUUUGUCAGCCUCUAAUAUAUGGACAUCACAGAUGAAAAAGAUUCAUCAAAGGCAUUUUACCUCAUAUCAGUGAAUUUUGUUUUACCGGUACUUGUUGGUGUAAUUGCUUGUAUAUAUGAACAGCGAAAUUUAAUAACUCUUUUCAUUUUCAUGGCACAGAAAAGCAUUGUGAUUCUCCAUUUCAAUUCAAAGGCUGGAUAUAGCUCGCAUUCGAAGGUUGGGGUACCUGUGCUUCUUUGAGCUAGCACCCUUCAUAAAAUUUUCCAACUGGUGGUAAUUUCUUCUUUAAAAAAUUUUUUUUGUUCUUCUCACAUUGAACCAAAUGCAUUCCAACUUACACAGGCCACCCAAUAUUGCAACGGUGGUUAUCUAGCAGAUCUAAAAUAAAGUAUUGUUGUUCUAGGAAAAUGGUUUGGAAUUUGAGGCCAGUGUUGUAGCGCAGUGUGAUGCAUUGAUAAGCUUUAUUCAACAACGCAAAUUGGGAUUAAUUGAAGCUAUCACGGCGGAGAUGAACUUAAAGAUCCAAAAGUUGAAAGAACAAAUGAAAACUUGCGAGAAAAAGUUCCAAAGUGUUGCUGGUCUUCUUCAGUAUGGUAAUGAGUGUUUACAAGAAACAGAUGCUGCUUCCUUCCUGUUGGUAAGACUGAUCAACUAUCAACUUCACCCUGAAAGUGCUCAUGAACCUAAGGGAGUGGGUGAGGGUCUCUACCUUGGAGGAGGUUGUACUAAUACAGUCAAACCUCCACUAUAAUGGCCAUCACUCCACAAUGGCCUGUGCUCUACAACAGCCACUUUUUCUGGCACAGUCCAUACAUUGACUCAUGUUUAAACCUCUCUACAAAGGCCAAUUUCUUCUGUCCCCAAGGUGGCUUUUGUGGACAGGUUCAACUGUAUUUUUCCCUGGACUAGUCACGAUGAAUUAAUNCUUUUUCUGGCACAGUCCAUACAUUGACUCAUGUUUAAACCUCUCUACAAAGGCCAAUUUCUUCUGUCCCCAAGGUGGCUUUUGUGGACAGGUUCAACUGUAUUUUUCCCUGGACUAGUCACGAUGAAUUAAUUUUAUUAAGAUAAUUAUUGAUAGUUAAAGGCGUCUUUGGUAACAAUUUGGGCUAAAAUUAAUGGUUAGCACUGCAUACACACAUAAUAAUGCUUUAUUUAAUGACAUGCUGUACUUCAUCAGUGGCCAAAUAGAUGGAUCCAAAUAUUAAGUAGCUGCAUGUGUAUAAAGAGGCAAGAGUAACAUAUUGUUAAAUGCCAAGAAUUUGAGAUAAUUAUGAUCAUUUAUUUUUAUUUUUAGGUUGCAAACUCUUUAAAUAGCAGGUGAGUACACAUAUACAAACAACUAAUAAAACUAUUUUAAUAAAAAAAGAUAUAAUUUCUAAAAUAUUGUUUUACAUUUAUUUCCAUUAAGUUGUCUUUUUUGGAAGUAAAAGCACCUGUUUUGUCUUUAAUGUAAAGUGAAUUUUAUGUCAGAAUUACAAGCCUUGCCAAUCAAUGGUCAAAGGAAGUAAACCUGGAGCCAAGCACAAAGGUAGAGCUUGACCUGACUCUAGACACAGUAGCUGUGCAACAGGCUCUUCAUGAUCUGCACUUUAUUGAGCUUAAAGGUGAGUGCAUACAAACUCUUAACCACCAAUUAUAAGUCAACUCUUCCUAAAUAAACAUGCUUAUAUACGACUUACAGGUCCCCCCUCCCUAACAUUGACACCUACAGUUGGUCUCACUAGUAAGGGAGGAUUGGGAGUUGGAGCCUUAGAGAAAAGGGAUAUGGAAGGGGGGAGAGGAAAGGGUAAGAGGUGGGAGACUUCUAAAAGGGUGGGAAGCAGGAGAAUUAAAGGGUAAUUACACAACAAUGUUUAAUAUUUUACAAUAUAUUAUUGAAAAAGGGCUGUAAGAUUUGGACUCCCCUAGCUUACCCUUCUGUUAAGGGCAGAUACAGCAGUUUCUAAGACGGACAUAAAUGAUGGUCUCAACAGCAGAGUAGAUUUUAGAGAGUUGACUGUUAAGUAUUAUAGUUUUAUGUGACUAAAAAAAAUGUGGCCUUGAAUGAUUCAAGUGACACAUGCUAGAAUUUUUUAAAUUAUGUGAUUCUGGGAUUAUUCAAUAUACUUUCUUCAAGUCAGCUGCUGGAAAUCCCAACUUCUGUCUCAGCCUUUCUGUUUUAAAAUAUACACUUGGUAACAAUAUGACACUGUUUACUUUGUUUCACAGCUCCAAUGGCCCCAGAAAUAAUUCCAGACAAAUGUACUGUCACAAACAAUGCUAUAAAAUUGUCUUGGAAACCACGUAAACAAAGCUGUGUUGAUGGAUAUGUGGUUGAAGUUGAUGAUGGUACAUCAAGCGGCAAAGAGGACAAUUUUUUGCAGGUUUACAGAGGUGAUAAUUUGGAGUGUACCAUAUCUGGUCUUCAGUUUAACUCGACGUACAGGGCCAGAGUUAAAGGGUUCAAUAAAGCUGGAGAGGGAGCUCCAAGUGACGAGGUCUACCUCACCACAUCUGACAGUAAGCAGACCACUUUCAUUUAUAAAAAUUUUAUUUCUCCUUUUUCUGAGCAUCGUGUUGAAGUCCCAAAUUUGGUAAAUGUUUGCUAGCAUAAGUAAAUUACCAUUAACUUAAAUCCAAGAAAUAACCAGUAAUUAAAAUACUGUACUCUGUAAUUGUUGUGGCUGACCUUGGUAACAUGACUUUUCCUAAGUUGUGUGCCAUUUUCAGUCAGGUUAAUCUUUGUGAACACAAAAAAGAAAAGAUGUGCACCUUAAGCUAAUCUGGAUUCUGAAAUUAUUGAGGGAUGGUAAUAAUGUACCCAGAUCUCCCACAAUCAGAAGCCCAAUGACAGAUGCAAGUUAAUUAAGAAGUUAGAGGAUGAUGGAGUUACCUGCCAAACCCCUUUCUAACAGAGAUAUAGAUUUUGCUCUGAGACAACUUAUUAACUACAAGUACCCAAAUUAAAUGUUGUUUGCUUGUUACCUACAGUCGCAUGGUUUGCACUGGAUCCCUCUACUGCCCACCCAGACAUAGUCUUGACUAAUGACAACACCACCACAACAUGUACCAGCUUUGACGACAGAGUUGUUCUCGGUAACAUUGGUUUCUCACGAGGCUGCCAUUAUUGGGAAGUUACCAUAGAUAGGUAUGAUGGAAACCCAGAUCCCGCUGUUGGUGUGGCACUGGGCAGUACCAUCAAAGACUCCAUUCUUGGUAAAGAUGACAAAGCAUGGUGCAUGUACAUUGAUAGCAGUCGCAGUUGGUUCCGCCAUAACAAUGAGCAUUCCAAUCGCCGUGAUGGUGGAGUAGAUGUUGGAUCUGUUAUUGGAGUGCUAUUGGACAUUCCUAAUCACAAAGUGACUUUUUACUUGAAUGAUCAGAAAAGAGGGAUGAUGCGAUUGCCAGAUAUCCCAGAAGCUUUCUAUGCAGCAUUUAGUUUAAGUCGAAAUGUACAAAUUACAUUGCAUACUGGGCUUGAGCCUCCAGAAGAUGCUUACAAUAACAGCAAGUGAUACUUAAAAUGUUAAGGGAAAAUGGUGCCCUAAAUUAUUACUAUAUUAAAUUAUUUUUAAGAUACUGUUAUUAUAAUUUUAACUAGUUUAUAUUUUAUUUUAAAUAUAAUUAUUUAAUUGCUAUCGUUAAGUGUAGAUAAUUUAAUUUAUAAAGUGUGAAGAAAAUAACACUUUGUACUUAAUCCUUUGUACCUAAAUCCUUAAUCUUUUCUGCAUAGGGAGUGAGGUCAUCAUGAUCAACAUUCAAAGUAUGCUGUUUUCAUGAUAUUGGCCAGGCAUGAAAUGUUUUGAAAUUAGAAAACAAAAUUGUCACAACUGAUUAAUGCAAUAUUAAUUGAAACAAAUGAUGAGUUCAACAAGUGAUUGUCAUUUAAUGAAGUAACCACAAGGUUCGUACAGAUUUUUGGAUGCAAAAUUUAAGACUUUUCCCAGACUUUUUCCAAAACAAUAAUUUCUUUUUCCAGUGGUUAUAAUUCGAGACCUUAAAAAAACAGCAGGAACAAAGCUUUUUUUAUGAUGCACUGCAAACAUACAGGCACUGAAGACUGAGUAAGAUUUGAGCAAAACGAAAAAAAUGUCCUUUAUAAAACACUUGUUGUAGCUUUCAAAAAAAAAACCUUGACUUUUUAUCGUUUUUCAAGACUUUAUCUCUAUUUUCCAAACUUUUUCCAGGUCUGGAAACUUGCUGGACAAAUUUCAAGACUUUUUCAAGAAUUCAAGACUCUGUACGAACCCUGUAACUAGUAAUGGUGAAGUUAAGUGUUCAGUCAGCCCUCCCUUGAUGAUGAGCAGCAAUUUGUACCCCUACAUUUGAAGUAAAAUUCACCAUUUGACAAAUGACAAAAAUGAAUACGAUAUUACUAGUACUUUCACUGAUGAUCGUGGGUGAAACCUUCCUAAAUUACAUAAUGUAGAAAAAACAUGGAGAAAAAUUAAAAUAUGGUGUAGGGUAAAAGCUUGUUUCUUUUUACUGUCUGCCAUUUCUGCAUUUUGCUUUUUAAUGUCUCAGUUAAAGUAACAAUAUUUUUACCGGUUACAAGUACAUAUUUUAUGUUUUUAAAAGGUUGUUAUAAUAUAACUAC